Messenger RNA from Aspergillus sclerotioniger CBS 115572, 912 nucleotides. RefSeq lists its product as uncharacterized. The transcript has 2 exons. The record is from RefSeq and is a predicted model, not a curated record. Bases 279 to 755 code for a protein of 158 amino acids. Lineage: Eukaryota; Fungi; Ascomycota; Eurotiomycetes; Eurotiales; Aspergillaceae.
GAAUUGAACUCAGCCUUAUCUACAGCCGGAUCAGAGAUUGUCCGUGCUGGUAGAUAUAAUCCCUGCAACUGGGAUAUCUUCCCCGCUAAAUGGCACGCCUGAACGGCAGGUCUCGCAGCAAACAUAUCUUGGUGUAUCUGCUUGAUGUGAGAGAAAAUACCGCAUCUGUAAGUAGGACGCCUUAGUCAAUUUAUUUUGGCAGUCCUGAGCAGAAAUGUGAGACAUUUCCUAUCGACGACCAAGCAUUGGUGGCUUGCCUGCAGACAAAAAGCAAAAGAAUGCGCAGCGUCAGCACUAAUUCUCCCCUCGGAGUCGUUUGGUAUACACCUCGCGAAUGCUCAAGAGAGGGGAACGAUAAGAGCGAUUCUAGGCAGACGUGGUCUGACCUUCUAAUAAAGCUUGUUUUGCUGCCAAGUGGUGCCACGAUCUUUUCUUCUACCACCCCCAAACACCAAUUGUCUGCCUUUUCUCACAAUCAGAAAACUCAUCCUCACUUUGAACUCAUUUCUAUUAAAACUCCCACCAUGCGCUACUUUGCAAUCACAGCCCUUCUCCUCGCCCUCAGUGGCUUCAUUACUGCCCAUCCAGCAGAUGAUUCCAUCUUCAACGCACUCGAAGGUCGCUGCCAAAAAGCCGGAAACCGCUGUGACCCUGGGGACAGCGCUUGUUGUGGUGACUGCUGCGCUUUUUGCACGGCCAAACGUGAUGACGAUGCGGUGAUCUCUUGCUCUUAUACUUGUGAGAGCUCUUGCUAGGGUGUGGGGUCAAUUGGAAAGAGACAUGCUUUAGACAGUGGUUGUGUUGAAAAGAUCUGGGCGGUGGUUGUUAAGCUGGUUGGCAAUUGGGAUGGAUCAUGCAUUUAAACCAUUGGGGGCAACCACAAGGAUAUUGUCUAGCAUCAUCUCAUUUCAG